Messenger RNA from Trematomus bernacchii (emerald rockcod), 14988 nucleotides. It is a transcript of the gene cenpf, whose product is annotated as centromere protein F. Lineage: Eukaryota; Metazoa; Chordata; Actinopteri; Perciformes; Nototheniidae. Gene Ontology annotation, molecular function: transcription factor binding; protein homodimerization activity; microtubule binding. Bases 71 to 14221 code for a protein of 4716 amino acids. Gene Ontology annotation, cellular component: chromosome, centromeric region; spindle pole; nucleus. The record is from RefSeq and is a predicted model, not a curated record. The transcript has 58 exons. Gene Ontology annotation, biological process: metaphase chromosome alignment; mitotic cell cycle; regulation of G2/M transition of mitotic cell cycle.
UUUCCAACGAGACCAACCCCAAACAAUCUGACUGUGAGAUAAAGGAGCAGCGCGCCCAAAGUUUUAAACCAUGAGCUGGGCCAUGGAGGAGUGGAAGGAUGGACUUCCAGGGAAAGCCCUGCAGAAGAUCCAGGAGAUGGAAUCCCAGCUGGACAAACUGAAGAAGGACAGGAACCAGAAACAGUUUCAGCUGGACUCCUUAGAGGCUACCCUGCAAAAGCAGAAACAAAAGGCGGACGGUGAACGUUCUGAGACCUCUGCUUUGAAAAGAGAGAACCAGUCUUUGCUAGAGUCUUGUGACUCUCUGGAGAAAGCUCGUCAAAAGGUCAUCCAUGACCUCGGAGUCAAAGAGCAGCAGGUGAGCUACCUUGACGGCCAGCUGAACGCUAGCAGGAAGACCAUAGAGCGACUGGAGCAUGAGCUUAAGAAGUACAAGAAUGAACUGGACCGUUCGCAGCCUGCUGGCUCUUCCUCCUUGUCGUCCUCCUCCUCUUCUGAUAUUCAGCACUACACUACUCCACAGAAGAGUUACCCUACCCCAGUUUCUGGAGCAGCCUACAGGCAGCAGGAUAACAGACUAGAUGAGCUUCAGGAGAAAUACAGCCAGGAGGUGGAAGAAAGAAAAAGGCUGGAGACUGAACUCAAAGUCAUGCAGGUCAAAAUGUUGAACCAGUCCUCAGUCAGUGUUAGCCACAAGGACAUAGCUGCUCGCCAAGCUGGAUCUUCGAUAUUCCCAUGGCAACAGGAUCAGGCCCACAGCCGCCAGUCCCAGGAUGCAAUGGAAACGCCUCUGAAGAGGCAGGGAGCCUCCCUGUGGGACGCCCUGGAGGAAACCCCCAUUAAAAGCAGCCAGCGGAUGAGCUCUACCAGAGCGGCGCAGAGUCCCUGUGGAUCCUCCCAACAGAUGGAGCAGCUGAAGACACUCAACCAAGAGUUGCGUGGCCGUGUGUCAGAGCUGGAGAGGAACCUGUCCACUCAGGAGAAGGAUAUUCGUAACCAGGCAUCCAAGCUGCAGGAACUUCAAACCCAACUGACCCAGGCCCGCAAAGAGCUGACUGAGCGGGACAGAGACGUGGCCAAGACCAGCCACGAGCUGAGUCAGGCCACAGACAGACACCAGCAGGUUGUGACCAAGUGUUCAUCAAUUGAACAGAAGCUGAAACAAGUCUCAGAGGAGAUGAGCUGUCAGAGGCACAACGCUGAGAGCUGCAAACGAGCCCUGGAGCAGAAACUCAAGGACCAAGAGAGAGACAGUCAAAAGGAGCUAGCUCAGCUGCAGAAUUCUCACCAGGCUUUGGACCAGCAGCUGAACCAGACCAGAACCAAGCUAACACAAGAGAUCCAACAGUCUAAAAAAGAACACAACGUACUGCAGGCUGACAUGGAGAAGGCGUCCUUUCAAAAGAGUCAGAUGGAGAGGGAGGUGGAGGAGCACAAGCAGAAACUGCUGAGGUCAGAGCAGAGCCUCCAGGUCAGUCAGACCAAAGAGCAGGACCUCUGCAAGAAGAUGGAGGAGCUGCAGAAAGAGAAGAACAGUGUGACUGUUCAGUUGGAUCAGAGCAGCAGGCGUCUUAGUCAGCUGGAGGAGGAGAAGAAGGGUUCAGAUCAGAGCUUUAAACGCACCCAGGGCUUACUAGAUGACCUCAAAGCUAAAUCUGAAGGGCAGGCGGAUGAGCUGAAGAGACUUCAGACUAAACUGGAGCAGCAGACUCAGAAUUCAGCCCGAGAUCUGGACCAUUUGAAAAAGACACUUUCUGAUGCAGAGACCAAAAAUGACAGAUCUCAGAGUGAACUGCAGAAACAGAAGCAAGAGACCGAGAGGCUGACCAACAAGUUGACAGUUUUGGAGAAGGAGAGCCAAGAGCUGCAAUCCAAUCUCAGUGCGAGUCAGAAGGAGAGCAAGGAACUGAUUCAAGAACAUCAAGUUCUGCUGGAGUGGAAGAAAGAAAAGGAGACCGUGGUUAAUGAAACCGAGGCUGUGCAGAAAGUCCUCACUGACAAGAUUGAAAACUUGGAGAAGAGCAUCAACUCGCUAAAUGAGGCCAAUGAGGCAGUUAAGAAGCAGCUCACGUGUGUGGAGGGAGACAAGGCCCGUCUGUCUGCUCUCAUCGAUUCCCUGAAGGGAGAACUUCUGAACAAGAGCACAGAGUUGGAGGAGAGGGAGCAUCAGUACAACCAGCUCCAGUCUAAAUUAUCAGAGGUUGGACAGAAACACACCAAAGACCUGGAGAAUGUGGCUGUGCAAGUGGCCCAGCUUGAAGCACAGGUCAAAGCUCUGGAGUUGCGGUUGCAAAGGGAAACGAGUCGAGCAGAGCAGGCUGAGAAGACGAUCACAGAGCUGCAGGGGGAGCACCAGGCCGCCUGCGACCUCGCUCACUCCAAAGAUCAGCUGGUGGAGUUAGGCCAAGCUGAGAUCAGCCAGCUGAGAGACAGCCUCGCUCACACCUCUGCACAGCAAGAGGAGCAAGCUGCCAGGUUGGCCGAGGAGAAGGCGGCCCUGCUGAAGCAGUGUGAGGAGAGCGUUUCAGAGAAGGUGGAAGAGACCGAGACGCUCAAGCUGCAGCUGGAAGAAGUUCAGCAAGCGCUGCUGCUCACCCACAAACAGAUCAGUUCCACGCAUCAUUUGCUAAAGGUCCAGGAGCAACUGGGAGCUGAGCUUCAGAAACAAAUCAAGACGUUGUCUGACAAAGAAGAGGAACACAAGAAGAUGCAUGAGAAGAAAUCAGAAGAGCUCAAAGAGUUGGAGGGGGAGCUGAAGGAUCUGCAGAGCCACGCAGAAGCGAAGGAGAAGCAGCUCGGAGAGGCGGACGCUCACAUUUUGUCUCUGGAGAAACAAACGGCUGAGCUGGAAAAUGCAGCUCAAGAGACGAAGAAGGAGGCCGAGAACCUCCAGCAGUCUCACACUGAGAAGAUCAACUGCCUUCUGGAGCAGAUAUCUUCCUUACAAGAGGAGCUGACUGCGAGCAAAGACGAAGCAGAGAAGCUCCCAGCCUUGGAGAAAGAACUGGAAGUGGUCAACCAGUCCCAUGCUGAUCUUAAGAAGCAUCUAGAAGCUCUUGAGAAGAGUCACUCCUCUACUAUUGAAAUCAAAUCCAACUUGGAGAACACCAUGAACGAGAAAAUCAAUCUAAUCUGUAAUUUGGAGAACGAGGUUAAGGAGCUCGGAGAGAAGGCGAGCAAAGAGUCGGCAAAUCACACUUUGGAGGUUGAAAAUAUGAUCAACAAAGAGAAGAUCCUCAAAGAGAAGCUCGAGGCUGCGAGGAAAUCAGUUAAUGCUUCAAAGACAGAAUCAAGUACUCGACGGGGAGAGAUCAAGACCAUGAAGACGACUCUGUCUGCUGCUUCACACGGCUUAGAAGAGAGAGACAACGAGAUAAAGAGUCUGAAGGAGAAGCUCAAUAACGCUGAGGCAGAGCAGGCUCAAACAUCAGAUCUCUUGAAGGAGAAGAUGGUUGCCAUGCACAAAAUCAAGGUUCAGCUGGAGAUGCUUCAAAUGGACCUGGAGGACAACGAGACAGUCAUGAACACUUGUGAAAGUCAGGUGGAGGAACUGAAGAGAACCAUAGAGUCGCUGGAGGCUCAGCUGACUCACAACAACACCCAGAUGACUGACAUGGAGGCAAGACUGGAGGACAGCCAAGCCCAGGUCUCUGUCCUGGAAACCCGUUUAGAAGAUGUCCAAUCCCAGAACUCAGUGCUGGAGACGCAGUUUGUCACAGCGAGGGACGAGCUGAUGGAGAGGAGCUAUGAAAUUACUCGUCUCGAAGAGGACGUCGCCAAUCAGAAACAGCUGGAGGAGAGCGUUGCUACUUUUGAGUCUAAGCUCUGUCAGGCCACAGAGGAAAAUGUCAAGUUAGAGACAACUCUCAGGCAGGUCAUUGAAGACAAAGAUAAUAGUCUUAACCAGUUACAACAAGAGAAAAACUGCCUUGAAGCUUCUUUGAAACAGGUAACAGAUGAUAAAGAGACAGUAGAAACUGAAAUGAUUCGAGUAAAUGCAGAGAAGAAACAGCUGGAGGUCAGUUUGGAUGAGCUUUCUGAGAAGAACAAACAACUGCAGAACAACAUUCAGCAGUUAACUGAGGAAAAUCAGAAGGUCGAUCAACUCACCGCUCAGAAACAAGUCGCUGAAUCAACUCUGAGACAGGUCAACGAGGAGAAGGCCCAACUCGAUGUUACCCUCACUCUAAUUACUGAGGAGAAGGCCCAACUCGAUGUUACCCUCACUCUAAUUACUGAGGAGAAGGCCCAACUCGAGUCUAAACUAAAUGAGCUAGCCUCUGAAAACAGUAACGCUGUCACUAAAUGUAAUCAAGUAGUUGAGGAAAAGCUUCAACUAGAAGACAAUUAUAAUCAGCUGACCGAGGAGAAAAUCAGACUACAGUCUAGUGUGGAUCAAGUCACUGAGGAGAAGCUGCUGCUACAAGACAGCAUAGAGCGGCGGGAAGACGAGGUGGCUUCACUUAAAGAGCAGCUGAAGAGGAUGGUGAAGAGGACCGAGGAGGAGAACAGAGAGAGGAACCGACAGUUUGAGGCUGAGCAGGCUGAGCUGCAUCAGAAGUUGGCGAGUUUACAGACGGAGCUGACUGAGUUGAAGCUGCUGUACGACUCCCUGCUGGAGCAGGUGGGCCAGCAGCACAGCCUCAUACAGCAGCUCUCUGGACCACAAGGUACCCAGCACCCAGGAGAACAAAUCAUCCACAUGGAGAACCAGGAGACAUUGGAUAUUGUUGAAGCAGCAGGGCAGAUUGAUGUAGAGCUGACACUUGAUACGAGCUCCAGUCUUGAGUCCCUUCCAGUAAAUGAACAGCUGAGCCCUGAGGUGUCUGAACUGGAACUUUCCCACCAUUCUGACAAGGACUUCAGUGAGACAGAGCUGGUGUUCAAGGAGGACAUCAGUGAGCAAGAGAUGAUCCAGGAACAGCUGGAGGAGGAGAGGGAGGCACGUGUGGCAGAUGUUGAGGAAGCGAGAUGUAAUGAGGAGAAGCAUCAGCUUCCUGAAGACGGCAGUAGUCCCAAAGAUGUCCCUGAAAGCACACCUGAAAUCUGUGAGAUGUCUCUACCAUCAUCAUCAUCCAUUGGGGAGACCAGACACUUGGAGUCCAUUGAGUCAUCCCAGGUCCAAGCUGACACAGCUAUGAUCACAAAACAAGAACUCCAGACCCUGCGCUCAGAGUUUGAUUCACUGAGUUCGGACCUGGCACUGAGAAUGGAGUUGACCUCCGAACUGGAAGUCCAAGUUCAAAACUUGGAGACGAAACUUCAAGCAACAGAGGAGCAGGCACAGGGUGCAGCGCAUAAGCUGAGCAUCGCUGUGGAGGAAAAGAAAGUCGCUGCUGACCAGUUGUUCCAGCUGUCAGAAGAGAGGGAGACCUUAACUCAGCAGCUGCAAACAGCUAAAUUCCAGCUGACUGAUGUGAUGGAGAUGAUGGAAGGACUAGAGAUGGCCAAAGGUGGUUGGGACGAAAAAUUCUUUCAGCAGGAGAGUGAGCUGAGGAGGGUUCGCUCUGAGAAAGCUAACCUGGAGCAGCACAUCCUGGGCAUGGAGUCUGAGCUGGAGACCCUGCAGGGGCAGAGGAGCAAACUGGGGACUGAGAUGGAGACGCAGAGGAGGACAUGUUCAGGCAUGGAGCAGCAGAUAGAAACUCUCAGGACAGAGACAACCCAGCUCAGGUCUGAACUUGUGUCCUGCACCGAGGAGCGAGACGACCUGAACCAGUCCAUGGGCCAAUGGAGAGACAAAGUUCACAACCUGGAGAACACGAACUGUGACACCAGAAACCUAAUCUCCAUCCUGGAGGAUGACAUCAGAGCAGGGAGGAAGGAGUAUGAAGCCCUUCAAAGCAGCAUGGAGAAACUGAAGACUGAGAGGCAGCAGCUGCUGGAUCAGGUUAAGGCACUGGAGCAGGCAAUAUCCCAUCAGAGUGGAGAAAGAGAUGAGCUGAUCGGGAAGCUGGACCAAAUCCAAGAAGAUCACACAUCAGCCGAUAACAACACGGAGUCCAUGGUCGGCAAGAUACAGGCGUUACAGGGAGAAGUGUGCCGCCUCUCACAGUCUCUGGAGUCUUCUCUUCUGGAAAAGGGAGAGAUUGCCUCUCGCCUGAACUCAACCCAAGAGGAGGUCCAGCAGAUGAGGACUGGGAUUGAAAAGCUGCAGGUUCGCAUCGAGUCAGACGAGAGGAAGAAAAAGAAGAUGGGAGAGAUGCUCAAAGCUGUCCAGAGGAAAUCUGACUCGCUGCAAGAUCGCAUUGCUGUCCUGGAGCGAGAGAAGGAAGACCAAGAGGAGAGUCUGGAGGAGGCUGUGCUUCAGGCUGAGACAGCCACAGCUGAGCUGGAGGAGGAAAGGAUAAAGGUAGAGGAGGAGAAGAGGGAACUCACCGAGAAACUUUCCGAGCUGUCUGCCACACUGGACGACCUGAGAUCUGAGAAAGAACACAUGGAGAGUGAGCUGGAGACAAAGAACAGAGAGAUAGAAGAACUGAAGUCCGCUAAGGAGCAGCUGGAGAGAGGGUUGGAGAAGGCAGAGGUGGAGAGAAGAGAGGAAGAGAAAAGGCAGAAAGAGCUGGAGAAAGGAAUGAGAGAGGAAGCUGAGCGGCAAACAAGGAACAUGGACGACCUCCAGGCACAGCUGGAAGCCUCCCAGCAGAGAGAGACCUCCCUGGAGCAAAGGGGUGCAGAAACGGAAGGGGAGAGAGAGAGGCUGCAGUCUCUGCUGGUGGAGAUGGAGAAAGAGAAAUCCUGUCUGCACACUUCUCUGGAGGAGUGGCAGACUGAGAGAGAGAAACUCCGCUCUGAGGGAGAGGAGUGGGAGAAGGAGAGGGAGAAACUCCGCUCUGAGGGAGAGGAGUGGGAGAAGGAGAGUAACAACCUGAGGAACAGUAUUAAGGCUUUAGAGGAAGAAAUAAAAGAGCUCCAAACACAGAAUAAAGCUCAAGAAGAAAAGAGGGAAAUGCUGGAGAGGGAGGCAGAGCAGAAGAACGCUUCAGUAAAAUCCAUCCAGGAGGAAGUGCUCUCAACUCUGUCUUCAGUGGAACAAGAGAGAGAUCAUCUGCAGUGCACUCUUUCAUCUGUAGAAGGAGAGAAAGAAAGGCUGGAGCAAGAGAGGGGGGUGUUAGCUGAGGAGAAAGAAAAGCUACAGGCUGACCUCUCAUUGGUCGAAAAGGACACGCAACAAACUCUAUCUUCAUUGAAGGAAGAGAAGGAAAGAACGGAGCAGGAGAAACUAAAGAUCGAUGGGGAAAAACAAGAACUGCAGUCUUCCCUUUCUUCGAUUGAAGUCGAGAAAAAUAACCUGUCCUCGGCUCUUUCCUCCCUGGAACAAGAGAAGGAGACACUUCAGUCUACAGUUGCCUCGAUGGAGAAGGAGUUGGAAGAGUCCAAAGAGUCUGCAGCAAAGCUCAAUGAGCAGGUGUCACAGCUAACGUCUCAGGCCGCUCGUCUGUCCAAAGAGAGAGACUCUGCCCGAGGCAAGAUGAGUCUCUUGAUGAAGACCUGCAAACAGCUGGAGCAGGAGAAGCAAGAGAUGCUGAACGGCUCAGGUGACGUAAAGAGCAGCGACGCGGUGGAGACUGAGGCGAAGCAGCUGAAGGAGGCGGCAGAGCAGAGAGAGAAGGAAGUGGAAGACCUGAAGAGUGCUCUGCAGCAGAAGAAGGUGGAGGCAGAAGAAAAAAUAGUGGAGUCACAACAAAAAAGUAAGGAAGUGGAAGAACUUAAGGCUGCCCUCGAUGGAAAGAAGAAAGAGAUAGAAGAGAGGAACGGAGAGCUGCAGGAGAUGAAGAGCGAGUUUGACGAACUAAACCAAAACCUGGAAGACAAAAGCAAGGAGGCCGACGAGAGCAUAGAAAAAUACUGCAGCGUUAUGCUUAAAGUCCACAAACUGGAAGAGACCAACGAUUCACUGACGACCCGGCUGGAGCAGCUCACUGCUAGCCGACCAGCUAACGAAUCAAACGUCCCCUCCAGCGGCGCGGACGCUACUCGCCGGCGCCGCUCAGGGAGGAAGUCUUACUCCAAACAUCCAGAGGAAAAACUGGAUGAGAACACAGAGAACAAUGCACCUUUAACUCUGCAGAGGUCUCCUCAAGGGAAACGAGCUCACCGUGACAUCAGUAAUAAAGACAGCGCCCAGGAGGCCCUGCACAACCUGACAAAGAAGAUCAAAGCCAACGCAGUGACUACACCCAAACCAAAAACUGAGCAGGAAGACGAGGAGUUCAGACCAGAGGGGCUGCCUGAGCUGGUGCAGAGAGGUUUUGGUGAUAUUCCUCUGGGGGAGGCCAGUCCGUUCAUCAUGAGGAGAACCACAGUGAAGCGCUGCAGUCCUCGACUCGCUGCCAAACAGACGGUUCCCUCUUCUGAUGGCAUGGUCUUGGGGUCCAUGCCCUGUCUCUCCCCGAAUGGUGAGGAGAAAUCUGCACACCGCUCGCUGAGUGUCCACCAGACACCAGAGAAACAAGAAGACAACUGCCACACAGAGGACUCUGAAAGAUCUGAGAGAUAUGACAAAUCAUCUGGCCUUCAGGAAGCCCUGGAUGAGGAGAGAAAAGCCAAAGCAGAGGAGCAAACAAAAAGCAGCUCACUGCAGAUGAACAACGAGGCUGCUGUCUCUCAGCAGAAGAAGGAAGCAGAAGAACUGGCCCGUCUGACUCAACACCUCACCUAUGAGAACAAAAGACUGCAAAGUGAACUGGAGGCUGCUGUCAAUAAACAGCACAUUGAGGAGAAGAAGCUUCAGGACGACAGAAGAGCUUACAGCAGACUGGAGGAGAACCUUAAGAACGAGGAGGCUCGUUUCUCCAGAGCCUCACAGAAGAUCCAGAGCCAAGAGAAAGAGCUGUCUGAGAAGACCCUGGCUUUGGAGGGACUGCAGAGGGACUACGAGGCUGCUGUCUCUCAGCAGAAGAAGGAAGCAGAAGAACUGGCCCGUCUGACUCAGAGGAACCAACACCUCGCCUAUGAGAACAAAAGACUGCAAAGUGAACUGGAGGCUGCUGUCAAUAAACAGCACAUUGAGGAGAAACAGUCCGAAAUCGAAGAGAUUGCGAACUUUGAUGAUAAGACUUUUGAGUUUGCUGAGGAGGAGGAGGAAGAUAUUAACGAGCAGACCUCCAUCUCCAGCAACAGAGAAAACUACAGCGUCACUUCCUUUGCUGAUACAGACGACGACAUUAAAGAAUUGCCUGACCUAGACCUAGACCCAGAGUCAGAAAUGGAAGAGAUUUCGGACUUUGGAUCAGUCUCUGUCCUGGAAACCCGUUUAGAAGAUGUCCAAUCCCAGAACUCAGUGCUGGAGACGCAGUUUGUCACAGCAAGGGACGAGCUGAUGGAGAGGAGCUAUGAAAUUACUCGUCUCGAAGAGGACGUCGCCAAUCAGAAACAGCUGGAGGAGAGCGUUGCUACUUUUGAGUCUAAGCUCUGUCAGGCCACAGAGGAAAAUGUCAAGUUAGAGACAACUCUCAGGCAGGUAAUUGAAGACAAAGAUAAUAGUCUUAACCAGUUACAACAAGAGAAAAACUGCCUUGAAGCUUCUUUGAAACAGGUAACAGAUGAUAAAGAGACAGUAGAAACUGAAAUGAUUCGAGUAAAUGCAGAGAAGAAACAGCUGGAGGUCAGUUUGGAUGAGCUUUCUGAGAAGAACAAACAACUGCAGAACAACAUUCAGCAGUUAACUGAGGAAAAUCAGAAGGUCGAUCAACUCACCGCUCAGAAACAAGUCGCUGAAUCAACUCUGAGACAGGUCAACGAGGAGAAGGCCCAACUCGAUGUUACCCUCACUCUAAUUACUGAGGAGAAGGCCCAACUCGAUGUUACCCUCACUCUAAUUACUGAGGAGAAGGCCCAACUCGAUGUUACCCUCACUCUAAUUACUGAGGAGAAGGCCCAACUCGAUGUUACCCUCACUCUAAUUACUGAGGAGAAGGCCCAACUCGAGUCUAAACUAAAUGAGCUAGUCUCUGAAAACAGUAACGCUGUCACUAAAUGUAAUCAAGUAGUUGAGGAAAAGCUUCAUCUAGAAGACAAUUAUAAUCAGCUGACCGAGGAGAAAAUCAGACUACAGUCUAGUGUGGAUCAAGUCACUGAGGAGAGAAUCAGACUACAGUCUAGUGUGGAUCAAGUCACCGAGGAGAAAAUCAGACUACAGUCUAGUGUGGAUCAAGUCACCGAGGAGAAGCUGCUGCUACAAGACAGCAUAGAGCGGCGGGAAGACGAGGUGGCUUCACUUAAAGAGCAGCUGAAGAGGACCGAGGAGGAGAACAGAGAGAGGAACCGACAGUUUGAGGCGGAGCAGGCUGAGCUGCAUCAGAAGUUGGCGAGUUUACAGACGGAGCUGACUGAGUUGAAGCUGCUGUACGACUCCCUGCUGGAGCAGGUGGGCCAGCAGCACAGCCUCAUACAGCAGCUCUCUGGACCACAAGGUACCCAGCACCCAGGAGAACAAAUCAUCCACAUGGAGAACCAGGAGACAUUGGAUAUUGUUGAAGCAGCAGGGCAGAUUGAUGUAGAGCUGACACUUGAUACGAGCUCCAGUCUUGAGUCCCUUCCAGUAAAUGAACAGCUGAGCCCUGAGGUGUCUGAACUGGAACUUUCCCACCAUUCUGACAAGGACUUCAGUGAGACAGAGCUGGUGUUCAAGGAGGACAUCAGUGAGCAAGAGAUGAUCCAGGAACAGCUGGAGGAGGAGAGGGAGGCACGUGUGGCAGAUGUUGAGGAAGUGAGCUGUAAUGAGGAGAAGCAUCAGCUUCCUGAAGACGGCAGUAGUCCCAAAGAUGUCCCUGAAAGCACACCUGAAAUCUGUGAGAUGUCUCUACCAUCAUCAUCAUCCAUUGGGGAGACCAGACACUUGGAGUCCAUUGAGUCAUCCCAGGUCCAAGCUGACACAGCUAUGAUCACAAAACAAGAACUCCAGACCCUGCGCUCAGAGUUUGAUUCACUGAGUUCGGACCUGGCACUGAGAAUGGAGUUGACCUCCGAACUGGAAGUCCAAGUUCAAAACUUGGAGACGAAACUUCAAGCAACAGAGGAGCAGGCACAGGGUGCAGCGCAUAAGCUGAGCAUCGCUGUGGAGGAAAAGAAAGUCGCUGCUGACCAGUUGUUCCAGCUGUCAGAAGAGAGGGAGACCUUAACUCAGCAGCUGCAAACAGCUCAAUUCCAGCUGACUGAUGUGAUGGAGAUGAUGGAAGGACUAGAGAUGGCCAAAGGUGGUUGGGACGAGAAAUUCUUUCAGCAGGAGAGUGAGCUGAGGAGGGUUCGCUCUGAGAAAGCUAACCUGGAGCAGCACAUCCUGGGCAUGGAGUCUGAGCUGGAGACCCUGCAGGGGCAGAGGAGCAAACUGGGGACUGAGAUGGAGACGCAGAGGAGGACAUGUUCAGGCAUGGAGCAGCAGAUAGAAACUCUCAGGACAGAGACAACCCAGCUCAGGUCUGAACUUGUGUCCUGCACCGAGGAGCGAGACGACCUGAACCAGUCCAUGGGCCAAUGGAGAGACAAAGUUCACAACCUGGAGAACACGAACUGUGACACCAGAAACCUAAUCUCCAUCCUGGAGGAUGACAUCAGAGCAGGGAGGAAGGAGUAUGAAGCCCUUCAAAGCAGCAUGGAGAAACUGAAGACUGAGAGGCAGCAGCUGCUGGAUCAGGUUAAGGCACUGGAGCAGGCAAUAUCCCAUCAGAGUGGAGAAAGAGAUGAGCUGAUCGGGAAGCUGGACCAAAUCCAAGAAGAUCACACAUCAGCCGAUAACAACACGGAGUCCAUGGUCGGCAAGAUACAGGCGUUACAGGGAGAAGUGUGCCGCCUCUCACAGUCUCUGGAGUCUUCUCUUCUGGAAAAGGGAGAGAUUGCCUCUCGCCUGAACUCAACCCAAGAGGAGGUCCAGCAGAUGAGGACUGGGAUUGAAAAGCUGCAGGUUCGCAUCGAGUCAGACGAGAGGAAGAAAAAGAAGAUGGGAGAGAUGCUCAAAGCUGUCCAGAGGAAAUCUGACUCGCUGCAAGAUCGCAUUGCUGUCCUGGAGCGAGAGAAGGAAGACCAAGAGGAGAGUCUGGAGGAGGCUGUGCUUCAGGCUGAGACAGCCACAGCUGAGCUGGAGGAGGAAAGGAUAAAGGUAGAGGAGGAGAAGAGGGAACUCACCGAGAAACUUUCCGAGCUGUCUGCCACACUGGACGACCUGAGAUCUGAGAAAGAACACAUGGAGAGUGAGCUGGAGACAAAGAACAGAGAGAUAGAAGAACUGAAGUCCGCUAAGGAGCAGCUGGAGAGAGGGUUGGAGAAGGCAGAGGUGGAGAGAAGAGAGGAAGAGGAAAGGCAGAAAGAGCUGGAGAAAGGAAUGAGAGAGGAAGCUGAGCGGCAAACAAGGAACAUGGACGACCUCCAGGCACAGCUGGAAGCCUCCCAGCAGAGAGAGACCUCCCUGGAGCAAAGGGGUGCAGAAACGGAAGGGGAGAGAGAGAGGCUGCAGUCUCUGCUGGUGGAGAUGGAGAAAGAGAAAUCCUGUCUGCACACUUCUCUGGAGGAGUGGCAGACUGAGAGAGAGAAACUCCGCUCUGAGGGAGAGGAGUGGGAGAAGGAGAGGGAGAAACUCCGCUCUGAGGGAGAGGAGUGGGAGAAGGAGAGUAACAACCUGAGGAACAGUAUUAAGGCUUUAGAGGAAGAAAUAAAAGAGCUCCAAACACAGAAUAAAGCUCAAGAAGAAAAGAGGGAAAUGCUGGAGAGGGAGGCAGAGCAGAAGAACGCUUCAGUAAAAUCCAUCCAGGAGGAAGUGCUCUCAACUCUGUCUUCAGUGGAACAAGAGAGAGAUCAUCUGCAGUGCACUCUUUCAUCUGUAGAAGGAGAGAAAGAAAGGCUGGAGCAAGAGAGGGGGGUGUUAGCUGAGGAGAAAGAAAAGCUACAGGCUGACCUCUCAUUGGUCGAAAAGGACACGCAACAAACUCUAUCUUCAUUGAAGGAAGAGAAGGAAAGAACGGAGCAGGAGAAACUAAAGAUCGAUGGGGAAAAACAAGAACUGCAGUCUUCCCUUUCUUCGAUUGAAGUCGAGAAAAAUAACCUGUCCUCGGCUCUUUCCUCCCUGGAACAAGAGAAGGAGACACUUCAGUCUACAGUUGCCUCGAUGGAGAAGGAGUUGGAAGAGUCCAAAGAGUCUGCAGCAAAGCUCAAUGAGCAGGUGUCACAGCUAACGUCUCAGGCCGCUCGUCUGUCCAAAGAGAGAGACUCUGCCCGGAGCAAGAUGAGUCUCUUGAUGAAGACCUGCAAACAGCUGGAGCAGGAGAAGCAAGAGAUGCUGAACGGCUCAGGUGACGUAAAGAGCAGCGACGCGGUGGAGACUGAGGCGAAGCAGCUGGAGGCGGCAGAGCAGAGAGAGAAGGAAGUGGAAGACCUGAAGAGUGCUCUGCAGCAGAAGAAGGUGGAGGCAGAAGAAAAAAUAGUGGAGUCACAACAAAAAAGUAAGGAAGUGGAAGAACUUCAGGCUGCCCUCGAUGGAAAGAAGAAAGAGAUAGAAGAGAGGAACGGAGAGCUGCAGGAGAUGAAGAGCGAGUUUGACGAACUAAACCAAAACCUGGAAGACAAAAGCAAGGAGGCCGACGAGAGCAUAGAAAAAUACUGCAGCGUUAUGCUUAAAGUCCACAAACUGGAAGAGACCAACGAUUCACUGACGACCCGGCUGGAGCAGCUCACUGCUAGCCGACCAGCUAACGAAUCAAACGUCCCCUCCAGCGGCGCGGACGCUACUCGCCGGCGCCGCUCAGGGAGGAAGUCUUACUCCAAACAUCCAGAGGAAAAACUGGAUGAGAACACAGAGAACAAUGCACCUUUAACUCUGCAGAGGUCUCCUCAAGGGAAACGAGCUCACCGUGACAUCAGUAAUAAAGACAGCGCCCAGGAGGCCCUGCACAACCUGACAAAGAAGAUCAAAGCCAACGCAGUGACUACACCCAAACCAAAAACUGAGCAGGAAGACGAUGAGUUCAGACCAGAGGGGCUGCCUGAGCUGGUGCAGAGAGGUUUUGGUGAUAUUCCUCUGGGGGAGGCCAGUCCGUUCAUCAUGAGGAGAACCACAGUGAAGCGCUGCAGUCCUCGACUCGCUGCCAAACAGACGGUUCCCUCUUCUGAUGGCAUGGUCUUGGGGUCCAUGCCCUGUCUCUCCCCGAAUGGUGAGGAGAAAUCUGCACACCGCUCGCUGAGUGUCCACCAGACACCAGAGAAACAAGAAGACAACUGCCACGUCCAGUAGAUUAUGAUAGACACAGUUUUGCACUUGUGAUAUGUUUGCAGAAAUAUACACAUGCAUGCGUCAUUAAUAUAAACAAUCCACCUUUUUAAAAUCACACGUUAACAUAAAGACUCAUUUAUUUUCUUUAUAUUUGGGGUUGGCACUGGGUUUUUCUGGGUCUUUAAAGUCACAACUACACCCGUCAAUGUCUCAUUUAUCUGUUGGAUGGUUUAAACGCAUUACAAACAAAUCAAUAACCAAUAUAAGAUGAUGAGGCAGGUUAAACGAGUGUUGAGUUUCUUCAAAGCACUAUUUUUCUAAAGAGAUUUUUAAGGAAACUCCUUGAAAUGUCAGACGAGUGUUCUAGUGUGAAUUCGAAGAUCCCCUUUUUCUGCUCCUCUUUCUUCAUGGCUUCAGCUUGCAACUGUUUCCUUGUCUUUACCACUCUGGUUGUACUUUAUUUCCUUUUGUACUGUAUUUGUGUCCUUUGUUUGCGAGAGUCUUGAGCCUUGUACAUAGUCGAUAAUAUACAGUAAAUCAACUAUUCAUCGUCUAUCUGUUAGUCCUGUAUCAUAUCAUAUAUUUUCUCAUGGCAGCUAAGAUUUUGUAGAUUUUAUGCAUUAAUAUUUUUGUAGUUAAACUCAAGAACACAUGUUUUUUAAAACAUUUCUUACUAAUCUUUGCAGAAAAUGAUAAAAGCAGAUGUGAUUUAUAACUCUCCUUUUUGUAUGUUUAUAGUUAAUUGUUACUGAUCAUUGGCCUUUUUAUACUAAACUUUUACUGCUUCA